AAGCCCCUUCCAGCUGAUCCGUCCCUGAACAUCCAGUGCCUGCCUUCCCUGUGCUCACAGCUGCCCACAGAGGGACCAUGCCAGGCCUCUACACCCUCUUGUCCUGGGAGGCUCUGCCCCUGAAGAGCUCCACGGUGAAGGCUUGUGCCAACGGAUAUUCCCUGAGCAUCACUGCUCACCUCACGUACACCAACCCGCACAAGGAGCCUGUGGAAGGCAUCUUCAUCUACCCGCUGGAGGAGUCGGAGGUGGUGGCCGGCUUUGAGGCAGCAGUGGGCAGCCGGCGGGUGACAUUCCAGGUCCAGAACCGGCACCGGGUGCAGGACUGCUGCCUCCAGUGCAGCCUCAGCCCCGGCCGGCUGCGCUGCUGUGCCAGUGGCCACCUUGUCUUGGAUGAGGAUGUGGAGCGCUCCACCUUCAUCAUUGUCACUGGCACACUGUGCCCAUCGGAGAGCCUGGCUGUCACCCUGAACACAGUGCAGGAGCUGCCCACGCUGCCAGAUGGGGCCCUGCGCCUCCUCCUGCCCCCCAUCCUCACACCCCACGUCCCCACCGACCCCGAGAGCGAGCCGGCAAGCUUGUGUGACGACAGCCCCACCAGCUGUUUUGGGGCGCCAGGUGCCCGGAGCCAGUCACCCACUGUGGUACCUGUGGAGAGCGUGGAUAUCUUUCGGGGACGACCCUACAACCCUUUUCCUUACGAGUUCAACUUUGAGCUGCUGGUGAAGGGCCCCUGCUUGCUGGCAGGGCUGGAGAGCCCAUCACAUGCCCUGAGAGCUGACGCUGACCCCUGGGCCUGUUCUGCCACCACCACCUGUGUCACCCUUGCUGAGCCCCACCACUAUGACAGGGACCUGGAGAUCAUUCUCUACCCUUGUGAGCCCCACAGCCCCCACCUGGUGAUUGAGGAUGGCACCAUGACAUAUCCCGAGUAUGAGGCACACAUCCGGAGCCGCCGGGAUUACGCACGGAUUGCCAGGAAGGACAGCAGUGGCGACAGACAGGUAGCUUUCGUGCAGAAGCGUUUCCACAAAGACAUCUUCCCCAACCCCGUGCUGAUGCUGAACUUCUGCCCGGCUGUGGAGGGCGUCCCCGGGGACCUGCAGAACGUCACCCGUGAGAUCCUCUUCCUCAUUGACCGCAGCGACACCAUCAGUGGCCCUGACCUUGACAAGGAGGCUUUGCUGGUGGCCCUGAAGAGCCUCCCUUCAGGAACACUGCUCAACCUCGCCAGCUUCGGCGCUGACAUCAAGCCACUCUUCCCAUCCAGUCGCCUCUGCAGCAACGAGACCUUGCGGCGUGCCUGCGAGCACCUUGGUGGGCUGCGGGCGGACCCUGGCGGCACCAACCUCCUGGCAGCCCUGGGCUGGGCGCUGGCACAGCCCCUCCACCACGGCUACCCUCGCCAGCUAUUCCUCUUCACCGGUGUGGCAGUGGGCAACGCAAGCAGGAUCCUGCGGCUGGUGCGCAGGCAGGCCAGCACCGUCAGGUGCUUCAGCUUUGGCAUGGGCCCACGGCCGUGCCGGCGGCUGCUGAAGGCCGUGGCCAAGCUGAGCCGGGGCCGUGCCGAGUUCCUGAGUUCGGCCGAGAGGCUGCAGCCCAAGCUGAUCAAGUCCCUGAAGAAGGCGAUCGAGCCAGCCAUCAGCGACAUCACCAUCGACUGGUAUGUCCCUGACAGCAUGGAGGCUCUGCUCUCACCCACCGAGCUCCCGGCCCUCUACCCCGGUGACCGCCUCAUCAGCUACUGUGUCCUCUACAGCAUCGCCCGCUUCGGUGGCAGGCGCCCGCUGGGCCAGGAAGGAGCUCGCCAGAGCUCCCGGGGUUCAGCCUUUCUCUCCCAGCAGGAAGUGCCCAGUCCUGGGGAGAGCCACCAGCCACCCCAGAGCAACCCAGGAACCGGGGAUGCCUCCCUGGAGCUUUUUGCUGGAAGUACAGAGGUGUCAGAGAGGAGUGAGUGGGGUCUAGAGCUGGGGCUGGGGCAGCUGUGGGAGCCAUGGGCUGACAGGGUGUGUGCUCACCGGGCAGGUAUUGAUCCUGUUUCUGGGGGAGACAUCUGGAAGCGGAUUUACCAGCCCUCCUACAUCCAGGAGCAGUAUGUCCUGACACACUGUUCUGUCAGCACUGACCGCAGCCAGGGGCUGCUCUCCCGCAGCUCCACCAGCAGCGAGUCCACUGGCUCCCGGGAUGUGGCCCCCGAGGGUGGCUCCUCGGCCCCUGGUGCUGAUGUCACCUCCCAGCAGGGCCAGAAGAGCCUGUCCCUCUGUGAAUCCUCCACCAAAUCUGCCCCGCUGCCCUCUGCCCCAGCUGGCACCAAGGUCACGGUGGCCCUGAGCACAGAGGAGCUGGCACGGCAGAAGAAGGCACUGGCACGUGCUGCCUUGGCUGGGCGCAGCUUUUCCACGCCACACGGGGAGCUGGAUGCCCAUCGGCUCUGCCAAGCCUUGGAAAAGGUGUCACAGAAGAGGAACCAGUCCUUGGAGGGGCAGCUGGAUGAGCUGGGACCCCAACCACGGCAAAUGCAGCCCAGCGCAGCGGAGUCAAAUAACCUCCUCUCGCCCACCCACCUGGACUGGGACAUGCUGGUGGAGCCCUCCUACCUCUUCAGUGCCUCGCCAGCGCCCGAGCCAGGGCAGCCCAGCCUGGACGAUGCCAGCAUGCCCCUGCGCUGCCAGGUGGUGAUCCAUGCACUGCGAGCAGGCAAGCCGGUGUCCUGGGAAGUGACAGCCUCACUGGAGUCACUGCUGCAGCCCCGGGAGGGGCCGGGCAGGGAGGACCCGCCACGGCGGGUGGCCAAAGCCUGGGACAAGCCGCUGCAUCGCCUGGCAGCGCGUUCCGUCGUCCGGGACAAUGAGAGCGUGGCACAGCGAGAAGCCAAGCUGGAGCAGGGUUUUGCCCGUCGGUUCCGCCUGAAAGCCGUGCAAACCAGCAAAGCCUGCAACGUACCUUCCCUCUACACCCGCCUGGUGCCCGUGGACGGUGCCACACAGGCAGCCCUGCCUGCAGCCCCCGAGGUGUGGGGCAUAGCUGGCUCAGCCAGCCGGACACGAGCCGCUGCAGCAGGGAACUGGCACCACCGGAGCUCCUCAGCGGGUCAGGGACAGCAGCAGGAUGCAGAGGAGCAGGAUGAGGCCCCUGGCGCUGCAGAGCGAGACGAGAUUCCCAGGUCUCCAGGCAGCAUCUCCUCCCCUACCUUUGGCUGGGAAAAGCGGAACUACUCAAAUGGGCCUCCAUCCAGCCCCUCCACCACCUCUAUGGGCUCCCAGAAAUCCACAGAGAGCACUGCAGGCUCCAGGUUUAGCCUGAGCAGGCGCAGGGGUCCCAGCCUGGUGCUGCGCCCGCAGUGCCUCAGCCCAGAAAGCGAGCGCUCCAGCAACCACGCGAGCCAUGACUACCUCCCGCUGGUGCAGCUGCAGCAAGCCCGGGGGCCAUUCCAGCUCACUGAGAGUUUCUCUGAAGUGGUGCAGAUCCCCUUGGACCGCCUGCGCCGGGCCUCCCCCUAUGCCUCCCACCGUGCCAGCCUCAGCCCUGUGUCCCCAGGGGCCAGAAGCAUGCCUGAGGCAGGACCUGGAGCUGAGGAGGCUCAGGAGCCCAUUGCAGCCCUGCAGCCCAGCUCGCCCACAUCCCGGAGCACUUGCUCCGAGGUGCCCAGCGCAGCCGUGUGGGCGCAGGCAGACAGCGGGCACGGCUCCGAGUCCGACACCGGGCCCCACUCUGCUGCCCCCUCUGAGGCUGGUGUGAGCUGUCAGGAUAUGGGGCCAGAGGACCUGGAGAGUGCCAGCUGGGCCACGGCAGUGGCUUUGGCGUGGCUGGAGCAUCGCUGCGCUGGGUUCUUCGAGGAGUGGGAGCUGGUGGCAGCCAAGGCGGAUGCGUGGCUGCAGGCACAGCGCCUGCCCGAGGGGGUGGACGUGGGCUGCCUCAAAGGGGCAGCCAGGCACUUGUUCCUGCUGCUCCGUCACUGGGACGAGAACAUCAAGCUGAACAUGCUGUGCUACGACCCCAACAACGUCUGACGG
This is a messenger RNA of Poecile atricapillus (Black-capped chickadee), 4013 nucleotides long. It is a transcript of the gene VWA5B2, whose product is annotated as von Willebrand factor A domain containing 5B2. Bases 78 to 4010 code for a protein of 1310 amino acids. NCBI's taxonomy places the organism in Eukaryota, Metazoa, Chordata, Aves, Passeriformes, Paridae. The record is from RefSeq and is a predicted model, not a curated record. The transcript has 20 exons.